AUGGUUUUUAGGUUCGAUGAAAAGGAGGAUAUAUCUUCAGUUACUAAUGCCAAAAACUCAAGAGCGAAAGCAAUUAGAAAAAGGGUUUGCGAAGAUUAUGACUUUGAUGUAGAAAUUAUGGACCAAAUCGUACCCAAAAAAGAUACUUUGAAAGUGGUGAAAUGUCAUGAGCAUAUAGAGUUAUUUGCCGAUACACAGGGGGAUGUACUGUUUUUCUGCCAAAGAGACGGUCCUUUUAUUCCCAGUCUGAAGCUACUUCACAAGUAUCCGUUUAUGCUUCCACACCUCCAAGUCGAUCGUGGUGCCAUAAAACACGUGUUAAAUGGAUCAAAUAUUAUGUGUCCCGGACUGACUUCCCCCGGGGCUCGGAUGACACAAGUACCUCAGGGAUCUGUGGUUGCCAUAAUGGCUGAAGGGAAGGAACAUGCCUUGGCGAUCGGGAUAACUUCUAUGUCUACGGAUGAAAUACUCAGUGUAAACAAAGGCAUUGGCGUAGAAAACGUUCAUUACUUGAAUGAUGGACUGUGGAGAUUAAAGCCAGUGAGGUGA
Messenger RNA from Echinostoma caproni, 549 nucleotides. The record is from the annotation of a GenBank genome assembly. Lineage: Eukaryota; Metazoa; Platyhelminthes; Trematoda; Plagiorchiida; Echinostomatidae.